Molecule: messenger RNA, 687 nt
Organism: Mesorhabditis spiculigera
Lineage: Eukaryota; Metazoa; Nematoda; Chromadorea; Rhabditida; Rhabditidae
Source: the annotation of a GenBank genome assembly
AUGAGGACCGCGCUCGCCGCCCUUCUCAUUCUUAAAAUCGCUCUCGCGGGGGAUGCUUCCACUACAGUAGCCCCUGUGGCCGAGCCGCCGAAAUUUACUACUGCCCAGCAAUGUAAAUGUUCGGUGUUGGACGAGUGUUCAACGGAUUUCUUCACGAAACAGGCAGCUUGCAAGAGAUCCGACGAGUGCCUCAAUAUCCUCAAGAAAGUCGGAGAUGCCAACAAAAUCAAAGCCUGCCUCGAUGUCGAGCACGCUACCGUCCACAAGGUCGAAGGCUGCGUCAAGAAGAAGGUCAACGGUGAACUCGGAUGCACGAACGAUGCAGUGCCGAAGAACUUGACGAUCCCGUUGAUUCCGUUGAUUGAAGCGCCGAUGGGUGAUGAAGGAGAGGAAGGAGCGACUGAGCAAGCCAACCCUGCCCAAGGGCCUCCAGAAUUGGGACGUUAUGUGAUGUGCGUUGAUCAGUGUGCAAUGGGAGAAGAUGCCGAAUUCACCGGAAUUGGCCGACGCAAGAAGCGAUCGGCUGUAAACUGUGCUUUCAAGCUCAAGUGCGCCCUCUCUCCUCCAGAUGAGAAAAUCCAGAAGGCGUUCCUCGACUGCGAGUCCGAGUUCGGGAUCCAACCCCAGCAGAAAGUGCAAGAAAGCUGCGAGUGCCUAAAAGCCGCCGGCGUCGCCAUCACUUGUCCC